This is a messenger RNA of Daldinia caldariorum, 1316 nucleotides long. Its product is annotated as isopentenyl-diphosphate delta-isomerase. Gene Ontology annotation, cellular component: cytoplasm. The coding region runs from base 219 to 980 and encodes 253 amino acids. The transcript has 3 exons. The record is from RefSeq and is a predicted model, not a curated record. Gene Ontology annotation, molecular function: isopentenyl-diphosphate delta-isomerase activity. Lineage: Eukaryota; Fungi; Ascomycota; Sordariomycetes; Xylariales; Hypoxylaceae. Gene Ontology annotation, biological process: isopentenyl diphosphate biosynthetic process; isoprenoid biosynthetic process.
GGGGAUCACCGUCCAACUGGUAAAGCUAAAGGGCGGUUAGGUCUGUUGGGAUUAGAAUACCUAGCUGCUCUUCGCUAUCGAUAUGCAGUUUCCAAAUCCCAAUUUCCAAAUUCAAAUUGUCCUUAAUUUCGCAAACCCGCUUCGUUUCUUGUCCCCCCCUCCUCCCAGAAAACGAGCAGAAUAUUUAGUAUAACAGAUAUUACGAUAAAACAAUCACGAUGUCUACAACUACAACUGUCACACAGAACAUCCCGACGGCGGAAGCGCUUCUUCGUCUUUUCCCAGACAUAGACACCAGCUCUGCCGAGCUAGAAGGUCACGAUGCCGAGCAGAUUCGACUUAUGGAGGAGGUAUGCAUUGUUCUCGAUAACAAUGACAACCCGAUUGGAACCGCUAGCAAGAAACUCUGCCAUCUCAUGACGAAUAUCGACAAGGGUCUACUACACCGGGCCUUCUCUGUCUUCCUCUUCGAUGAUCAGAACCGAUUACUCCUCCAGCAGCGUGCGUCUGAAAAGAUCACGUUCCCUGACAUGUGGACGAAUACGUGCUGCUCUCACCCCUUGGGAAUCCCCGGCGAAACUGGCUCCAACCUUCCGGACUCGAUCGACGGUGUGAAGCGUGCUGCGCAGCGAAAACUCGACCAGGAGCUGGGCAUUAAGAAAGAGCAGGUGCCGUUUGAAGAUUUCCACUUCUUAACACGAAUCCAUUAUAAAGCCCCCAGCGAUGGGAAAUGGGGCGAACACGAGAUUGACUAUAUCCUUUUUAUCAAGGCCAACGUUAAUCUUAAUACCAACCCUAACGAAGUGAGGGAUACUAAAUAUGUCACUGCCGAUGAGCUGAAGACUCUCUUCAAAGACCCGACAUUAAAGUUUACUCCUUGGUUCAAGCUCAUAUGCCAAUCGAUGCUCUUCGAAUGGUGGGAGAACCUCGACUCCGGACUCGAGAAGUACAGCAACGAGCAGGAGAUUAGGCGCAUGUGAAGCAGCAUGUAAAUCAGGGUUCAACUGAUGAAAGGAAGGAGAAAAAUCGAAUUAUUUUUUUUGUUCACCUUUUUUUCUUUCUGAUUUUUACUACUUACCUUGGAAAGGAUGAAAAAGCCUCAUCUAGACUAGAGCACAUUGUUUCUACGCCCAAUGGGCGGACCACAUAUUUCCGUAGAUAUCCCUUUUUAUGCCCCCUAUCGCAUUCGAAGCGUAGGGUUCCAACUGCUUUUCAAUUGUUUCAAAAAAUGCAAGACCCCGUUAACAUAAUAACCAAUCAUAUAAGUACUAUACCUUAGGUACUUACUAUGUAAUAUCUUGAUGUAAGAUUAACUU